AAUAAUGACGUGUCGUUUGUUUUGAAUUGUAAAUUCUUUUGUCUGGUAUUCAUUUAGCGAAAAUGUCAAUUAAAAUGUCCCAAAUGACAAUUCAGUAUGAGACAAAAAACACGAAAUUAAUCAAUUCACCCCUUUCCACCCAAAAUCAAAAAUUCGAAACGAGAAUAAAACGUGAAAAAAGAUAUUCAGGAAUUUUCGAACCCUGCAAAAAGGAUGGAAAAAUUAUCGCGCACAGAGCUUCAGUGGAAGAUUUAAUUUCAGGAAAUUUAUCAAGUGACGAUAUAAAAACUGUAUUGCAAUCUACUAAACGAAAAAAUGCUUCUUAUACCGAUAUUUCGAUUACAUCGACAAUGAGAGAUAUUAAUUUUAAUACAGCUGAACAUGUUGCAACAAAAGAUUACGAAUUUCAAACUCACCUACAUGUGUAUCAUAAAAGAAAAUGUCCAAUGAAAAAUGAUCAAAAACAUCAGAGGUACUCCUUAGAAGAUCCCAUGGAAGGAACAUACUCAAAUUUGUAUAAAGAACUGAGUGAAAUAUCAAAUAAGCCAAUGGUUCGAGAAAAUUAUUUAAACGAUGAUAAAGAAAAAUAUAAAAACGUCUCAACCAAUGUCACCUACCAUAAGAAACAUGCAGAUUUUGAGGAUGAGAUACACUAUGAAACAGUUAAAAAUUAUAAAUCGAGAAAAUCAACUAAUAAAAACUCAACCAAAGAAAACAUGAAGAAAAAUCAAAUAGUAGUUACAAAUAGUACAUCCAAAAUUAAUAUCAAACAAUCCAAAUUUGAAUUUUGGAGAAAGGAGAAUGUUACUCGAAAGUCUUUGAGCAAAAAAGAUUAUUCUGAAGUACCACCAAAAACUGAGGAAAAUAUAAAUACAAUGUGUAAUCUAACUCUAAGUAUGGAACAUCUUUCAAAUGAAGAACUUUGUCAAAUAAAGAAAUCUAAUGAGGAACAGAAGAAAUCUGAAACAAUGUCAAGUAAAGAAUUAACAUUUGAAAACAACUGGUAUGAAUGUCCUGAGAUUUUGAAAUAUUAUACAGACAAGAGCGUAAACAAGUUCAACAAUCUGGAAACGAUUUUUGAACAACCAAAAGGCGAAAAUAUAAUGGGCAAACGUAAACUGAAGAGAUAUUUGAAUUUGGAAGAAGUGUUCAACACAAAAAAACAAUUCAAACGAAGAAUUAAAGCAAGAAAAUUGAAUCCCCGUUUUAGAAUGGAACCUUUGCAUUUGGAUGAAUUGAAAAUAGAUAUGUUGAAAGAGAAAGAUUUUUUUGGCUAGAUUUUUUUUCAGAUUGGUUUUAUGAAAUGUCACUUACUAUUAGGUUUGAUACCCAAAUGAACAAUAAAAAUAUUUGCAUUAAAUACAGAAUACACAAGCUGAUACUUUUGAAUUGAUGUCUUUGAUUAUGAUGUUUUAAAAAUGCAUUGUGUAGAUCAAUUCAUCAUUUGGAAUAUCAUUUAAUAAAAUUUACUAUUUUUCAUUGAAACUGAUUUUUAUAUUUUUUAAUUUUAACCAUAUUAAAUUGUUGACAAAA
Messenger RNA from Diorhabda carinulata, 1533 nucleotides. RefSeq lists its product as uncharacterized. The transcript has 4 exons. The record is from RefSeq and is a predicted model, not a curated record. Lineage: Eukaryota; Metazoa; Arthropoda; Insecta; Coleoptera; Chrysomelidae. The coding region runs from base 63 to 1277 and encodes 404 amino acids.